This is a messenger RNA of Tilletiaria anomala UBC 951, 2096 nucleotides long. RefSeq lists its product as uncharacterized. The record is from RefSeq and is a predicted model, not a curated record. Gene Ontology annotation, molecular function: core promoter sequence-specific DNA binding; RNA polymerase II cis-regulatory region sequence-specific DNA binding; bent DNA binding. The transcript has 2 exons. Gene Ontology annotation, cellular component: snRNA-activating protein complex. NCBI's taxonomy places the organism in Eukaryota, Fungi, Basidiomycota, Exobasidiomycetes, Georgefischeriales, Tilletiariaceae. Gene Ontology annotation, biological process: snRNA transcription by RNA polymerase III; snRNA transcription by RNA polymerase II. The coding region runs from base 300 to 2057 and encodes 585 amino acids.
CUUCAAUGAUUUGUUCACCUAGGUUCUACGACACAUCGUGCGGCAAAUCGGCAUGCCAUUUGCUGCGCUGAAAGAACACGUCCUGCCUGCUAUGAUCCUACACCACUGAGCCACCGUUCUUCGAUUUGCUCUCGUGCUCAACUCUCAAGUCGGGCACGGUCCAGCAUCGAAACGCCCAUAGUGACAAAGAUUCACCUGUCAAAUCGGAUGCCGCAACAUAUUGCAGAUGGUGCCAGCACGGAAUCGUACCUUGGAUCAGGACUCUGGAACCUUGAUGACGGUCAAUCUAUUCCGUCGCAAUGGACGAGCAGGAGCAUGUCACUGUGCUUCCCGAAUUGUUCUCUCUUCCAGCAUCUGCAUCGCCUCCUUUUAGCAUUUCUCAGCUGCAACAAGCCAUUCAGGACGCUUUGAAUUCGGAUCAUGAAUCGUUGGCAGACGAGUCAGCUGCUCAGCCUGAAGCAACGGAACAAGAUGAAUUGCAGCGUCGCAUUUCUCUCCGCAGAAUCCGACAGCGUGUUUCUCACGUACAUGAGGAUGGAGAGCUCUUGCGUAGACUCCGGAAGCGCUGGGAGGACUGGUCUACCACGGAAGCUCGGCAGACAAAUCAGAAGAAUCAAGAGAAUUACCGCAAGAGAAAAAGAGGCGGUAUCGACGGUGGUCAUCAGGCGACGGGCCCGGAUGAUGGACUGCAAGAAGGAGUCUUUCACCUCGUUGAAGUUAAUACCCUUCUUGAAGAACUCGACGCUCGGAUACCGCUGUCUUUCCGGUUUGCCUCCUACGAAUCUCCGUCAAUCUCGUGGACAGCGAAACGCCCAGCAACGGAGAGCAAUGCAGUCUCACUCACCGCGAUCAGUGCCUACGCACAGCGCGUGUCGCCGUCCAGCCAAAACCUCCUACAUCAGCCGACUCUGGUAUCCGACGUCAUCAGCAUCGGGCCGCGCGUCAAAUUGCAACUCGACGCGCAGCAGAACAGUCUCUCAGAAGGCGAAGGUCUCAUCCUUGACGUGGACAUCUAUUCGCGCACAUCUGUGCCGGUCGCACGGAUGUCCCGCAACAAAUCCGAAGAGCAGGCGGUACUCGGAGGUAUUGAGGCCAAUUCGCCUCGAGAGGGUCCAGAUGACGAACCUGCAGAGUCGGAGUCAACCUCAAAGGCGCCUUUGAGCUACAGGAGAAGAGCCCAGGAUGAGCUCGAUGGCGCGCUUACAUUGACGCAGUCACUUGAGAUUGAUUCUCGAAGCUCGCUGAAGCUCUUCAGAGACACCGUCAUGUGCAGGUGGAACGAUCUUCCAGAAGAGAGCCGUGAUUCCCUCCGCGGUGGCAGGGCCGUGCCGAGCUACAGCAACCACACAGCGAAUGGCGGCUGCGCCCUUUGCAUCGAGGAUGUUAUUUACUGUGAAGAUGUCGUGAGGGGCUAUGCAAGCACAUUGCGUUCCCAUCUUGCAGAAAAACGAUCUGGCUGCAAGCCGGAAGAGAUAUCUAUAAGUGCACGUUCGUUAUCCGAGAUGACAAUCGACAAGCUACCUGCUCUCCGCACAGGCCGACCAUACUGGCUCUGGCAUUGUGGUUCAUGCCAACACAUCUUCAUCGUACGCUCCGUCCGUCUCCGACACGCCGACACGGAUCAAGCAGCCGUGUUGGGACCUCGCAUCACCUACCUGGCUGCUGGCUCCGUCAUCCGUCCGGGUAUCCUCUUUCGCCGUACAGGAAAAGCGGACAACUAUCGUGGCGGAAAGUGCGGAAUAUGCGACGUACGUUUCCCAGACCUGCUGGUUUUUGGCGGCGAGCGCGUGCAUGCGCCGAACUCAGCGUCAAGGGAAACUACUUUUGGCCUGGAGGGCAUGCGCGAAAACAUGCUGGUUUGUCGCGUAUGUUACGAGGUCGCGACCGGCCGCAAGGAGCCUGUUGUCCCCAUCCCUUCCGAACAAGGGAAGAAAGAAGGUAAGGGGAAACGGAAAGCUCAAAUGAAGGAGGACGAGAUACAAAGCGAUAGCGCUGCAGAAGAGGAGCAAGAUCACACGCAAGUGAACAAGUGGACCACUGUCCCCUUGCUCGAUUGAUCAAGGGUGGGAAGACGCGUGCAUGUAAUGCAUUUCAUG